Messenger RNA from Lathyrus oleraceus (garden pea), 4556 nucleotides. Its product is annotated as photosystem I P700 chlorophyll a apoprotein A1. The coding region runs from base 1797 to 4121 and encodes 774 amino acids. Gene Ontology annotation, molecular function: metal ion binding. The transcript has a single exon. Gene Ontology annotation, biological process: photosynthesis. Gene Ontology annotation, cellular component: thylakoid; chloroplast thylakoid membrane. The record is from RefSeq and is a predicted model, not a curated record. Lineage: Eukaryota; Viridiplantae; Streptophyta; Magnoliopsida; Fabales; Fabaceae.
UCAAAAAACUGUUCAUACUAUGAACAUAGUAGAAUGGAGGUCGGGGAAGGAUGCCCCCAUCGUCUAGCGGUUUAGGACAUCUCUCUUUCAAGGAGGCAACGGGGAUUCGACUUCCCCUGGGGGUAGGGUACUACGAAAGGAAAUGGAUCAGGGAUUAUCAAUAAAGACUAAAUUGGAUUCUUCCUGGGUCGAUGCCCGAGCGGUUAAUGGGGACGGACUGUAAAUUCGUUGGCAAUAUGUCUACGCUGGUUCAAAUCCAGCUCGGCCCAAAAAUAUUUCUGGAUCCACCAUGAAAUGAUAGAACCCAUUUGGUGUUCUCUUAAAAUCACCAAUGGGUUCGGAUACAGAAGAUUAGAAUCUCGAGUCCUAUGUCUUUUUUCCAUAUUACUUACAUAUUUUUUCCACAAAUUCUGAUUUUCCAAAAUUCCUAUCGGGAUCUGUAAGUUUAAAGUCUAAGGAAAGGGUUAAAGUUAAAAAACAAAAAAGAGUCUUUUUUGUUUUGUUUCCUUGAUUCAUUUCUUGAUUCAUUUAUUUUUAAAUAAAGUUGGCAAUAACGAACGGAUUGCGAUGCGAGUCAUCCGUGUCGAUAAAGUGCAGACCCAUCAAAAUAGGAAUAUAUAUAGAAGUGAGCCUCUUUUACAGGGGUUCGAAUCUCAAAUAGAAAAACAAAGAGUUUGGAUGCAAUUGUAAGAAUAUGUAUGUAUACUAUACGACUUUUUCCCUGGGAUUGUAGUUCAAUUGGUCAGAGCACCGCCCUGUCAAGGCGGAAGCUGCGGGUUCGAGUCCCGUCAGUCCCGAUGGAUACAAAUCCAAUCAAAAAAAUAAAAUAUCAAUGGAUUUCGUGUAUGAAAGGGAAUAAAAAUAAAAAUAAAAUAUCAUUUCUAACGGGUAUCCCCUUUUUUCUUUCUUUUUUAGUUUAGUUUGUUUAAGGGAAAGGUUCGGACAAAGAAAGAAAAACGACUUUUUGAUUGCAUCAUAAAGUCAUUUUCUUAUUUGGAUAUCAUCGAGAUCCUAUUUAUACCAUUGAAUUUAGUGACGAAAGAUUUUUCAUUUCUAUGGGAUUAAAUCCCGAAGUAUUUAUUAGAAAUUAAAGAGAAAGAAAACAUAGAGAUUAUGGAAGUAAAUAUUCUCGCAUUUAUAGCUACUGCACUCUUCAUUCUAGUUCCUACUGCCUUUUUACUUAUAAUUUAUGUAAAAACGGUAAGUCAAAGUGACUAAUUUUAGUGAAACAUGACUUCUUAUUUCUUAUCAAUGCAAUGAUUGAAGAAAAAAAUGAAAAAAGGAUUUGUAUUUCGGGUCUUUGUUUGAAUCUUUGUUUUAAAUAAAAUGAUCAGACUACAUAACAAAAAGGAUCUUCGACAACCCCCAAAAAAGUAUAUUUCUAUAUUUCCUAUCGAAUUGAAUUCUAGAAAUAUUCUUAUUUCCUUCAUAAAUUAUAUUAUUAGAAACCAAUUCAUCCUAUUCACAUUUUAAUUGAUCCUGAGUUUUCUUUUUUUUUUUUUAUUCUAAUUCUAAUAUUAUUGUCUAUAUUUUAUUCUCUAAUAGAGAAUAAAAUAUAGAGAGAAUCCAUUAUAUAUAUUGAAUAUUGAAUUUUUGAUAGUUUAUUGUCACCAUCAGUCAAAUAAAAGGGUCCGUUGAGCGCCUAACUGCUAUGUCAUAAUAGAUCCGAACACUUGCCCCGGAUUCACUUCCGGAUCCUAAUUGUUCUAGUGAAUAACUCAAGAAAAUAUAGAAUAGAUAGAUGGGAGAAAGAUAUUCAAUAUAAACAUUUCUCAUAAGUUCACUAAUUAUGUUUUAUGUUGGCGGGUCUCUUUGUAUGUGUUGUCCGGAAAGAGGAGGACUCAAUGAUUAUUCGUUCGCCGGAACCAAAAGUCCAAAUUUUGGCAGAUCCAGAAGUCAAAAUUUUGGUAGAUAGGGAUCCCAUAAAAACGUCUUUCGAGCAAUGGGCAAAACCUGGUCAUUUCUCAAGAACAAUAGCUAAGGGACCUGAUACUACUACUUGGAUCUGGAACCUACAUGCUGAUGCUCAUGAUUUCGAUAGCCAUACUAGUGAUUUAGAGGAGAUUUCCCGAAAAGUAUUUAGUGCUCAUUUCGGCCAACUCUCCAUUAUCUUUCUUUGGCUGAGUGGCAUGUAUUUCCAUGGUGCUCGUUUUUCCAAUUAUGAAGCAUGGCUAAAUGAUCCUACUCACAUUCGACCUAGUGCCCAAGUGGUUUGGCCAAUAGUAGGCCAAGAAAUAUUGAAUGGUGAUGUAGGGGGAGGUUUCCGCGGAAUACAAAUAACCUCUGGUUUUUUUCAGAUUUGGCGAGCAUCUGGAAUAACUAGUGAAUUACAACUCUAUUGUACUGCAAUCGGUGCGUUGGUCUUUGCAGCCUUAAUGCUUUUUGCUGGUUGGUUUCAUUAUCACAAAGCUGCUCCAAAAUUGGUUUGGUUUCAAGAUGUAGAAUCCAUGUUGAAUCACCAUUUGGCAGGUCUACUAGGACUUGGGUCUCUUUCUUGGGCGGGGCAUCAAGUACAUGUAUCUUUACCAAUUAACCAAUUUCUAAAUGCUGGAGUAGAUCCCAAAGAGAUCCCACUUCCUCAUGAAUUUAUCUUGAAUCGGGAUCUUUUGGCUCAACUUUAUCCAAGUUUUGCUGAGGGAGCAACCCCAUUUUUUACCUUGAAUUGGUCAAAAUACGCGGACUUUCUUACUUUUCGUGGAGGAUUAGACCCACUAACUGGUGGUCUAUGGCUGACUGAUAUUGCACAUCAUCAUUUAGCUAUUGCAAUUCUUUUUCUCAUUGCGGGUCAUAUGUAUAGAACUAACUGGGGUAUUGGUCAUGGUAUAAAAGAUAUUUUAGAAGCCCAUAAAGGUCCAUUUACAGGCCAGGGUCAUAAAGGUCUAUAUGAGAUCCUAACAACGUCAUGGCAUGCUCAAUUAUCUAUUAACCUAGCUAUGUUAGGCUCUUUGACCAUUAUUGUAGCUCACCAUAUGUAUGCUAUGCCUCCUUAUCCAUACCUAGCUACUGACUAUGGUACACAACUGUCAUUGUUCACACAUCACAUGUGGAUUGGGGGCUUUCUCAUAGUUGGUGAUGCUGCACAUGCAGCCAUUUUUAUGGUAAGAGACUAUGAUCCAACUACUCGAUACAACGAUCUAUUAGAUCGUGUUCUUAGACAUCGUGAUGCAAUCAUAUCACAUCUCAACUGGGUGUGUAUAUUUUUAGGCUUUCACAGUUUUGGGUUGUAUAUUCAUAAUGAUACCAUGAGUGCUUUAGGGCGCCCUCAAGAUAUGUUUUCAGAUACCGCUAUACAAUUACAACCUGUCUUUGCUCAAUGGAUACAAAAUACCCAUGCUUUAGCACCUGGCACAACAGCCCCUGGUGCAACAACAAGCACCAGUUUGACUUGGGGCGGUGGUGAUUUAGUGUCAGUGGGCGGCAAAGUAGCUUUGUUACCUAUUCCAUUAGGAACUGCAGAUUUUUUGGUACAUCAUAUUCAUGCAUUUACAAUUCAUGUGACGGUAUUGAUACUCCUAAAAGGUGUUCUAUUUGCUCGUAGCUCACGAUUGAUACCGGAUAAAGCAAAUCUUGGUUUUCGGUUCCCUUGUGAUGGCCCUGGAAGAGGGGGGACAUGCCAAGUAUCCGCUUGGGAUCAUGUCUUCCUAGGAUUAUUUUGGAUGUACAAUGCAAUUUCUGUAGUAAUAUUCCAUUUCAGUUGGAAAAUGCAGUCAGAUGUUUGGGGAAGUAUAAAUGAUCAAGGAGUAGUAACUCAUAUCACAGGAGGAAACUUUGCGCAGAGUUCGAUUACCAUUAAUGGGUGGCUUCGCGAUUUCUUAUGGGCGCAGGCAUCCCAGGUAAUUCAGUCUUAUGGUUCCUCAUUAUCUGCAUAUGGUCUUUUUUUCUUAGGCGCCCAUUUUGUAUGGGCUUUUAGUUUAAUGUUUCUAUUCAGCGGGCGUGGUUAUUGGCAAGAACUUAUUGAAUCCAUCGUUUGGGCUCAUAAUAAAUUAAAAGUUGCUCCUGCUACUCAGCCUAGAGCCUUGAGCAUUGUACAGGGACGUGCUGUAGGAGUAACACAUUACCUUCUGGGUGGAAUUGCCACAACGUGGGCAUUCUUCUUAGCAAGAAUUAUUGCAGUAGGAUAAUGGCUAGGAGGAUUUGAAAAGCAUUAUGGCAUUAAGAUUUCCAAGGUUUAGCCAAGGCUUAGCUCAGGACCCCACUACUCGUCGUAUUUGGUUUGGUAUUGCUACCGCACAUGACUUCGAGAGUCAUGAUGAUAUUACUGAGGGACGUCUUUAUCAGAAUAUUUUUGCUUCUCAUUUCGGACAAUUAGCAAUAAUUUUUCUGUGGACUUCCGGGAAUCUCUUCCAUGUAGCUUGGCAAGGAAAUUUUGAGGCAUGGGUACAGGAUCCUUUACAUGUAAGACCUAUUGCUCAUGCAAUUUGGGAUCCCCAUUUUGGUCAACCGGCUGUAGAAGCUUUUACUCGAGGGGGUGCUCUUGGCCCAGUGAAUAUUGCCUAUUCCGGUGUUUAUCAGUGGUGGUAUACAAUUGGUUUACGUACUAAUGAGGAUCUUUAUAC